GAAGCCACGCCCCCGCUCGGAAUAGAACCUGCCGUUAGACAGAUCACGCCCCUGACACUCGUCAGCCAUUUUGAAGACCUCGAUAGCCACGCCCAUUUAGGUUUCCCGCCUUCUCCUGUGAGGAAAUUCGAUAAAAGUAGUAACAUUCUAAAUGGCUGACUCGGAGCUGGAACACAGGGAAGUACUUGACGAAUCUGCAAAUUCAAAUACUAUUAGAGCUGAACGGGCAGGUCCAUCUAAUAGCCAGACUUCCUCUAGCAAGUCGGGCUCCUCCUUAUCCAGUCCUGGACCUGAUGCAGCAACCACCAGCAGCACCAAUGAAGGGAAGACUUUCAAUUACUUUGCUUCUUUGGACGCCAAUGUAGAGGCGCUGCAGAGCCGUGCUCAAUGCCUGAUUGAUAAAAUAAAUGAAGGGCGCAGCAUGGACCAAACAUUGAUGAAAAACUUUAACACAAACCUCAACAUAAAGGUGGCAGAACUGUCUCAGUGUCUUGAAGACAGAAUGUACCAGAUGUAUGAAGAAAACAACACACAACUACAGGUCAGGCUGCAGGAGCUCACCGACAUCAUAGAAAGGAUUGGGCAGCUGCAGGCUGAGCUCAAACAAGUGUGUCAGACUGUGGUUACCGUCUACAAAGACCUAGGCUUACAACAUGACAGCUGAAUAUACAGACAGCAGGGACUCCACAUUGUGCAGGUAACAUUAUCCUUGCCAUAAAUAUCUAACAUCAGAUUUGGGGACUUUACAUACCGGAAGUUGGAUGUUUUCUUCUCAAUACUAAAGUAUUUUGUGUUUUGGA
Messenger RNA from Hyla sarda, 800 nucleotides. It is a transcript of the gene SYCE2, whose product is annotated as synaptonemal complex central element protein 2. Lineage: Eukaryota; Metazoa; Chordata; Amphibia; Anura; Hylidae. Gene Ontology annotation, cellular component: central element. The transcript is spliced from 4 exons. Bases 152 to 664 code for a protein of 170 amino acids. The record is from RefSeq and is a predicted model, not a curated record. Gene Ontology annotation, biological process: synaptonemal complex assembly.